Molecule: messenger RNA, 705 nt
Organism: Letharia columbiana
Lineage: Eukaryota; Fungi; Ascomycota; Lecanoromycetes; Lecanorales; Parmeliaceae
Exons: 4
Coding region: 1-705 (234 amino acids)
Source: RefSeq, a predicted model, not a curated record
AUGAACAGAUACAGCUGUCUCCAAGCCUUUAACACGAUUCCAACCGUCCGUCAACCUUUGACUUUCGGCGAUAGGUCAAAUGGGACUUUUAAUGUCCAACUCCCUCGUCGCUUCAGUAGUCCGGACGCUACCUGCGUUAUCGAUAUCUUUCAUAAAGACGGUGUCAUAUCGGACAUUGCUUCUUACCAACAGAUCUCAAGGGCGGCAGAGAGAUUGUACGGUGUUUGUGUCGUGGGAGGAGGCACGCGCACCCAAGGUGGCUGGAUAAGAGAUAUAGGGCGGCAAAAAAACCUGGUGAUAGUACUGAGUCUCUACGAACCCUCCGUCGCAUGUUUUGGUCAGCAAUUCGCUAUGAGAGAUCCUGCCCAGAUCUCGCAAAAGCUGUUGUCUAUAAUCCCUGUCAACACCGAACGCCAGAUAUUUGGUCCAGAAGGAGAAUCUGGGGUACAGGUGGAGGUGCCAGUCACAUACAACUGGCCUCCCGGCCCUUCGCGCUGGGCUAACCGCGUGAGCUUAAAAGUCGAUGUAGAACAUCGUAAUCGUGUCGAUGCUCGCUGGUUUGAUGUAUGGGCUGGUGCCGUGGCCGUGACUGCUAUGUGCACGCUUCGAGGGUAUGCCGGCAUCUCUAGCCUGCCAAGCGGGCUUAGAGUGACUUUGACGGCGGCGCCGGGUCCCAGGGUACAGAAUGAGACUGCUACCUCUUAA